AUGUCUGCGUCGGCGUCGUCAUCAUCGUCUCCGCCGUCGACCUCGGGCGGCGCGGGGCCCAGCUCGCAGGGCGUACGGCCAUCCCUCGAGAACGGGAACGAGCAGAACAGCGUGGUGAUCAAGGUCGGCAUGCUGGGCGACUCGCAGAUCGGCAAGACCAGUCUGAUGGUCAAGUACGUCGAGGGGCACUUUGACGAGGACUACAUCCAGACGCUAGGCGUCAACUUCAUGGAGAAGACGAUCACUGUGCGCCGUACAUCGAUCACGUUCUCGCUGUGGGAUCUCGGCGGGCAGCGCGAGUUCGUGAACAUGCUUCCGCUCGUGUGCAACGAUGCGGUCGCAAUCCUGUUCAUGUUCGACCUCUCGCGCAAAUCGACGCUUAACUCGGUCAAGGAGUGGUAUCGGCAAGCGCGCGGGUUCAACAAGACCGCGAUACCAUUCCUGAUCGGCACCAAGUUCGACACCUUCUCGACAUUUCCGCGGGACGAACAGGAGGAGAUCACGAAGCAGGCGAAACGCUUCGCGAAGGCGAUGCACGCGUCGGUCAUCUUCUGCUCGACGUCGGCGUCGAUCAACGUGCAGAAGAUAUUCAAGAUCGUGCUCGCGAAGGCGUUUGAUCUCAAAUGCGUCAUCCCCGAGAUCGACGGCGUCGGCGAGCCGAUCCUCAUGUACGUCGAUGUAUAG
Molecule: messenger RNA, 684 nt
Organism: Postia placenta MAD-698-R-SB12
Lineage: Eukaryota; Fungi; Basidiomycota; Agaricomycetes; Polyporales; Adustoporiaceae
Exons: 5
Coding region: 1-684 (227 amino acids)
Molecular function (GO): GTPase activity; GTP binding
Source: RefSeq, a predicted model, not a curated record